AUGCUUUAUGAAGCUGAUGGCUCUGCAUUUAUUCUCCAUGGAAAGUGGCUUCAGGUAGUGCGUCGAUCGUCUGCAGCCGAAUCUAGUGUUGGUGAAGUCGUCUUGCAUGGAAUUGAUGAAGGACUACGUAUGACAGGGGAAGAUGUGGCGUCUCAUAAGUCUUUACGGGGCAAAUUCAAGUGGAAAAAGAUCAUAAAUUUCAGAAAGAAAAAUCUAUCCGGCGACACAACGUGCGCACCAUGCCCGACAAUCACCGUCGGAAAAUGGGGCCAACACAUCGCCGCCCAUCUCUACCCCUCCCCCGCCUCCGCCUCGACCGGCGGCUCCAGCUUCCCACCCGCCUCCACUCCGUCCGCCGCCACCCUGCCCGGUGUCGAUACUCAGGAACUAGAAAUCCAAGCUGCAAUUUUGGAAUCCUUGAAAACCAGUCAGACUUUACCUUCCCGGCAAAUCCAUUCCCAGCAGUCAACAUCCGCAAAUGAGGCUAUCCCUUUACCGCCCAUGUCUCCGCCUCCGUCCGGACCUCCUCAUUCCCAUUCUCCUCCGCACCACUCGCCUCCACCCAGCCCGGUGCUAAUUCAUGCAACAAGAGAAGAAGAAGAAAGAACGGAAGACGAUUCUCAAGCAACCAGAGGCUCUCUUCUUCACUCAGAGCAUCUUGCAUGUCCUUCAGACGGACCUGUCCAGGAUGCUUUCGCAGACUGCAGGUCGCAUCAGACUUUUACAGACUAUCCGCAAGGGCAUACUAGAAACACUCCAGCCCAUUCAAUCAACAACUACCAUGAAAACUUAAGUGGGGAUCAAGCUCUGUUACAUCCACAAGCUUAUGUGGCUAGACAAGAUGAUUCCAAAUUUCCAUGGGACACAUUGAUCAUAGGCUUUUCUAUUCUCUUUGCGUGUUGGAUGAAAGGGUUUUUCAGUGGGUCCGGUGGGGAUUAGAUAC
Messenger RNA from Puccinia graminis f. sp. tritici CRL 75-36-700-3, 943 nucleotides. RefSeq lists its product as uncharacterized. NCBI's taxonomy places the organism in Eukaryota, Fungi, Basidiomycota, Pucciniomycetes, Pucciniales, Pucciniaceae. The transcript has 3 exons. The record is from RefSeq and is a predicted model, not a curated record. Bases 1 to 939 code for a protein of 312 amino acids.